AUGCGGCUCAUAUUUCUUGCUAUCAUUUUGAUUAAUAUCGCAGGAUUAUCAACAGCCGAAACACCAUGGUAUUAUCCCCUCAUCGAAAUUAUACAGGCGAAGUUGGUGGAUUUUACGUGCACGCAAGAAUGUUCCACAACACUUGAUUGCGCGACAGGAUUAAGCUGCUUUCAAGCAACUUCCACAGCCAAGGGUUGCUGCUUAAUGGCCCUGAAACCUAAUGAAACUGGAUGUAUCGUAGAAGAUCAAUGCAAGCAAGCAUGCGAAAGUACUGUGUGUGAUCAAACUCAAUACCCUUCGAGAUGUUUAUGCGAAAAAGGGCAUCAUUUUCUUUUCAAUAAAUGCUGGAAAAAAUGCCCCGAAUUUGCGCAUCCCGAACCAAUCGUCGAUGAGCGAGGAUUCAGUCGAUGUGAAUUGAAGACCGACCUCAAAACCGCGUUUCAAUACAUGCGUAGAAAUAAGCGACAACUUCGAGGAAAUUUUUGCUAA
Caenorhabditis bovis is the source of this 489-nucleotide messenger RNA. NCBI's taxonomy places the organism in Eukaryota, Metazoa, Nematoda, Chromadorea, Rhabditida, Rhabditidae. The record is from the annotation of a GenBank genome assembly.